AUGUUCAACAACCCCAAGUGUGCUCCUCAAGAGCUGACAGGUACCAAACUAGCCUCAGAUGAGACUGAUGACUAUGAGUACGACGAUGAGUACCUUGAACUGGAGCAGGAACUCUUUAACCAGCCGCAGCAUUCAGAGGACCCUGACUGGUUUGAGGCAUAUUUUGGCUACAGCGAUACUAGCAAAGCAGACCCAUGCUCCUCCAACCCCUGCAAGAACAACGGUAGGUGUGAAAACAGAGGGAGGAACUUCAGCUGUCUCUGCCCCAGGCCAUAUGCUGGGAACACGUGUGAGAGAGUGGAGGACACAUGUCUGGAGAAGAGAUGCCACAGAGGAGACUGCCUGCUUACAUCAACUCCACCUUAUUUUAAGUGCAGCUGCAAUCAUCCUUACAAGAAACCUGACUGCCAACGAGCAUCUUCACCGUGCAGACCAAACCCUUGCAAAAACGGAGGUGUCUGCGUUCGGCACAGGAUCAGAUCGAAGUUCACCUGCGAGUGCCCAGCACCUUUCAGAGGGAGGUUCUGUGAGAUCGGACUGGAUGACUGUUAUGAAGAGAGCUCCUUUAAUUACAGAGGAAGAGUGAACCAAGCAGUGAAUGGCAAGACAUGUCUGCACUGGAAUUCCCACCUUCUCUUGGACCACCCUAUUAAUGCCUUUAUGGAGGAUGCUGACUUUUAUGGCAUUGGUGAACAUAACUUCUGCAGGAAUCCCGAUGAGGAUGAAAAACCCUGGUGCUAUGUCAGAAAAAAUCACAAAGUGGAAUGGGAGUUCUGUGACGUUUCACCCUGCUCAGGAACAGCUGAAGAAAGCCAACAGUCAAUAGACAGCCCCAUAGACCCAAAUGAAAUGUUCAAAACAUGUGGACAACCAGAAAUUCCAAGGAUGCUUCAGAGGAUCUAUGGUGGGACUAAGACCACAGCUGGCAAACAUCCCUGGAUAGCAUCUCUACAGAUUAAGUCGUCACCUAAGGGUGAACAUUUCUGUGGUGGAGUGCUGAUCAAAGCAUGCUGGGUUCUUACUGCUGGGCACUGCGUUGAGCGAUCAGCAAAAUAUCUCCAAGUAGCACUUGGAAAGCAGAACCUCAAGAAGAGAGAGCCUCAAGAGCAAAUAUUUGAUGUGGAGAAGAUCAUCAAACAUUACAACUACAGAAAGAAGAAUGAAGUCCCAUACAAUGAUAUCGCACUACUUAAGCUGAAGCCAGUUGAUGGUCACUGUGCAGUGGAAACAAAGUAUGUGAAAACAGUGUGUCUGCCUCAAGUCCGCUUUCCCGAUGGGACUGACUGCUUCGUUUCAGGAUGGGGUGCCACAGAGAAAGAUGACUUAUCCCAUCAGCUGUUAGAUGUCAACGUCAAGCUGAUUUCGCAGAGGAAAUGCAAUGCACCCAAAGCACAUGAUCAGAGACUGGAUGAAAGCAUGUUUUGUGCUGGAAACUUUCAGAGACCCGGAGCUGAUUCUUGUCAGGGAGACUCUGGAGGCCCACUAACUUGUGUAAAAGAUGGCUUCUACUAUGUGUAUGGCCUUGUGAGCUGGGGUGACGGCUGUGGGUUAAAAAACAAGCCAGGAGUUUAUACCCAGGUGACAACAUUUCUCAGUUGGAUUAAAUCCACAAUUCAGACUGUGUCCGGGUCACUUCAUUAG
Messenger RNA from Melopsittacus undulatus (budgerigar), 1641 nucleotides. It is a transcript of the gene HABP2, whose product is annotated as hyaluronan binding protein 2. Gene Ontology annotation, biological process: proteolysis; blood coagulation. The coding region runs from base 1 to 1641 and encodes 546 amino acids. The transcript is spliced from 12 exons. Gene Ontology annotation, molecular function: serine-type endopeptidase activity; calcium ion binding. The record is from RefSeq and is a predicted model, not a curated record. NCBI's taxonomy places the organism in Eukaryota, Metazoa, Chordata, Aves, Psittaciformes, Psittaculidae.